AUGAGCAUACUGCAGCAACUGCAGAGGGUGACUCUCAACACGUCCAUCCGCGCAGCAUCCCCCCUCGCAAAGGCUCUGCCCCCUAAGCUUCUUCCGGCAACCGCACGCUGGGGCAGCACGGCACACGCUCGCACCGCCGCCGACAUGCAGGCCUGCAACAGGCUCAAGACGGCCUUUGGCGAGGGCAGGCAGUCCAUGGGCAUGUGGCAGAUGCUGCCCGGGGCCAAUGUCUCGAGACUGCUCGCGCGCUCGGGCGUCGACUGGGUGCUGGUCGACUGCGAGCACGGCAAUAUUGACGAUGGUGCCAUGCACGACGCCGUCCCGGCCAUUGCCGCCCUCGGCGUCUCUCCGCUCGUCAGGAUCCCAGACAUGCAGUCGUGGAUGGUCAAGCGUGCCUUGGACGCAGGAGCUCACGGGAUCCUCGUGCCUUUGUUACGAACGCCCGAGCAGGCCAGGGAGCUCGUCCAGGCCGCAAAGUUCCCCCCCAUGGGCCGGCGCGGCUACGGCUCGCCCUUGAGCGCAGGACGCUUCCACCCCAUGCCGACCUUUACGGAGUACCUGCAGCAGGCCAACGACGCGCUCCUGACCAUGGUCCAGAUCGAGACCAAGGAGGCUCUCGAUUCCAUUGACGAGAUUGCUGCAGUCGAGGGCAUUGACGUGCUCUUCGUUGGGCCCUUUGACCUUGGAAACAACAUCGGCCACCCGAUUCUGAAUGGUGUCGUCGCCCCCGAGCUCAAGGCCGCCAUUGGCAAGAUUCUCGCGGCGUGCCGAAAAGCCGGCAAGAAAUGCGGCAUCUACUCAGUCGGCGGCGAGCAGGCAAAGCAAUUCGCAGACGAGGGCUUCGACAUGAUUAGCGUGGCGGCCGACUAUACCGCCUUGGAAUUUGCCUUCAAGCAGCAGCUGAGUAUCGCGAAAGGCGAGCCCCAGCCGUCCAAGAAGGGGACGUACUGA
This is a messenger RNA of Hirsutella rhossiliensis, 951 nucleotides long. Its product is annotated as hpcH/HpaI aldolase/citrate lyase family domain-containing protein. Lineage: Eukaryota; Fungi; Ascomycota; Sordariomycetes; Hypocreales; Ophiocordycipitaceae. Gene Ontology annotation, cellular component: cytoplasm. The record is from RefSeq and is a predicted model, not a curated record. The coding region runs from base 1 to 951 and encodes 316 amino acids. The transcript has 5 exons. Gene Ontology annotation, molecular function: aldehyde-lyase activity.